Dreissena polymorpha is the source of this 3009-nucleotide messenger RNA. RefSeq names its product CTD nuclear envelope phosphatase 1-like. Gene Ontology annotation, molecular function: protein serine/threonine phosphatase activity. The record is from RefSeq and is a predicted model, not a curated record. Lineage: Eukaryota; Metazoa; Mollusca; Bivalvia; Myida; Dreissenidae. The transcript has 7 exons. Bases 125 to 892 code for a protein of 255 amino acids.
AAUCAUGGCUGCCUUUGGAGACUUGCAAUGACAAAUUUCUAAUUUUGACUUCAAAAUUGCAAAUCCUCGACAAGCUUCUCUAAUUUUUGGGUUGCUUCUGGCAUCUAAUGGUUUAUCUGCACCCAUGAUCAAGUAUCUUGUUAUGGGUUUGCGUGGGUUUUUUGUAUUGGCGGCGAAGAUUUGGAGUUUUAUAUGCUACUGUUUCAAACGUCAAAUUCGAUCUGUUAUUCAGCACCAGACUGUUCGAUAUGAAGUUAUACCGUUGUCACCUCUAUCCAAGCACAGGCUUAGUAUGUUACGAAGGAAGACGUUGGUCCUAGAUUUAGACGAGACUCUUAUACACUCGCACCAUGAUGGAGUUAUACGACAGACCGUGAAACCUGGUACACCACCGGAUUUUGUUCUAAAGGUGAUGAUAGACAGACAUCCAGUCAGGUUUUUCGUCCACAAACGACCUCAUGUAGAUUAUUUCUUGGAAGUUGCAAGUCAGUGGUACGACUUGGUCGUGUUCACGGCUAGUAUGGAGAUAUACGGCGCAGCAGUCGCCGACAAGCUCGAUAAUAGUCGCGGUAUAUUGAACCGGAGAUACUAUAGACAGCAUUGUAACUUGGAGGCAGGUAGCUACACUAAGGACCUCUCUGCUAUCAAUAGAGAUCUCUCCAGUAUAUUUAUCCUGGACAACUCGCCAGUAGCAUAUAGGGCAUAUCCAGACAAUGCUAUACCCAUCACAUCGUGGUUCAGUGAUGCCACAGAUACGGCUCUGCUGUGUCUACUUCCAAUGUUGGACGCACUUAGGUUUUGUAAUGACGUUCGCUCAGUGUUGAGCAGAAACCUCCACAAGUCUUUGGACCCCGCAAUAAAAAACAGAUUUUACCUGUCCUCACGUCCCUAGAGUAUCCCAUGAGAACUUAGUUUGUCACAAGAACUUAGUCGUUUUUUAAUGGCAUCUUAUCACCUCAUAGGCUGGAUGAUAGCCUACAAAUUUUGUAACGCAAGAGUAGAAACCUGUUCUGGUCAAGAGUUCAGUGUAACCAGUUCACAUCAAGAGCGCAACCCAUUCCUGAGUUUAACAAUAGAGUUAAUACAGAUGUGUUUUGAAUAUAUUCAUGCUACAUUGUGCAACAGUAUUGAUAUGGUUGAUAGAUAAUCAUCAUAGGAAUCAGGUUAUUGUUUAUGAUGAUAGAAUGAAGAUGCUCGUACAGUGAAACAAGUAUAUUCUAAUGGGAAUAUUGCUAUGACUAAAAGGUUCAUUGUUCAUCAUUAUGUCACUAUGCACUGUGAUUCGGUACAUUAGGUGCAUUGUUGUCUCAAAUAUAGCGGUUUAUCACUUGUUCAAUGCAAAAAUUAAACUGUAAAAAAAUUAUGUAACCAUCUGGUCUUUUGUGUUUGAAAAAAGGUUCCCCUUAUUAGUGUUGGAAGUUUGUAUGUCCUUUAUAAAGAAACCCUACCAGUGUCAUAACCAGGCACAUCGCCAAAAAUACUGAAGAUAAAGCGUGCCAAAUCUCACACUAAGCGGAUAUGAAAGUAUGAGGGUGCUCUCAGUAAAAAUUUCAUGUGUUAUACACUUAUCAAAAUCUUUAAAUCUUUUUUCAUGAUGGUUGGCUUUUGUUGUUAAGUGAAUGAUCUUUAUAACACAUAUAUUGGUUAAGACUAUGAAACCUCCCCAAGUCAACUGGCAGACAUGUUGUAUUGUUAGGUUUUGUCAGACAUUUUGUCAAUCAGUUAUGCAUAAAUGGUUGUUACCAAUAAGCCUUUCAGACUUCUUUCCCAACAUUCAGUCUGAAAGCAUUCAGCUGUUUUGUAGACAUCGUAAAUGUUAAGACUUGCGGCAAGUGUCAUGAAAUGCAUCAUAUGAGGUUUGUUCUGGAAAAACUGGGCUUAAUGCAUGUUUUAAGUGUCAUCCCAGAUUAGCCUGUGCAGUUCACAAAGGCUAAUCUAGGAUGAUUCUUUGCGCCUUAACUGGAUUUUGGUAUAGAUGAGAUUUCCCUUAAACAAAAAACUCCAUUCAAGUGGAAAGUGUCGUCCAUGAUAAGCCUGUGUAUACUGCACAGGCUUAUCUGGGAUGAUAAUUUUUUCACGAAUAUUCAAACCAGUUUUCCCAGACCAAGGUUCCAUUACAAUAUGUGUCAUGUUCUGAGAAAACUGGGCUUAAAUCAUGUGCGUUAAGUGUCGUCCCAGAUUAGCCUGUGCAGUCCGCACAGGCUAAUCAGGGAUGACACUUUCCGCCUAAACUUGAUUUUCGGUAAGGAGGGACUUCCUUGAAACUAAAAAUACCAUUAAAGCGGAAAGUGUCGUCCCUGAUUAGCCUGUGCAGACUGCACAGGCUAAUCUGGGACGACACUUUACACACAUGAUUUAAGCCCAGUUUUCUCAGAACAAGACACAUAUUGUAAUGGAAAAAAAAGGUACCAGUAGGAGAAAGGUUAUUAUUCAAUGUCAUGAAUGAUUGUUUUCACCCUCUUGUUUAUAAUAGGCUGAAAUUGUGUACGGAUUUUAGAGUCAGUUGAAAAUGUGAUUACAUUGGAGCAAUACUAAUUUUGUAAUCAGGAACUUUUUUACCAGUUUUGUCAAUGUGUAUAUAUAGUUUAAUGUCAUGUCCAGUGAUGGUAUGUUUUUGUCUUUGUAAAAAAUAAACCGUUUAAAUCGAAAGAAAGACUAUGUACUGCUCGCAAAAUUUAUUGUUAAAUUACAUGGCUUAAUGUAGGCUAUAUGGGAUUAAUCAAUGUACCUCGCUUUUGUAAAUUAAAUGGAAUACCGGUUAGUAUGUGUGCUAAGAAUGUUUUCAGUAAGUCCCAAGAAAUUAGCAAUGUUUAUAUUGAUUUUAAUAUGAAGUUAAGACGAGUAUCCUUUGUUCAAAAUUCAAAUUGGAAAAUUAUUUUAGCUGUGCUCUUGGACAACAGGCCUUAUUGCAUGUGAUUUAAGUGACAUCCCAGAUAAGCCUGUGAAGUCGGCACAGGUCAAUCAGGGACGACACUUUCUGCUUUAAUGGUAUUUUUUUGUUAAAAGGAA